Molecule: messenger RNA, 2262 nt
Organism: Suillus plorans
Lineage: Eukaryota; Fungi; Basidiomycota; Agaricomycetes; Boletales; Suillaceae
Product: origin recognition complex subunit 3 N-terminus-domain-containing protein
Exons: 13
Coding region: 66-2183 (705 amino acids)
Biological process (GO): DNA replication; DNA replication initiation
Cellular component (GO): nuclear pre-replicative complex; DNA replication preinitiation complex; nuclear origin of replication recognition complex
Molecular function (GO): DNA replication origin binding
Source: RefSeq, a predicted model, not a curated record
CAGACUUUACACAAGGUUGUUACAAGGCUUAUGGCACUCCUUGAACUUCGAUCAUUUCAGUCCAUAUGGCAGUCGACACAGAUUUAGAGGAUGUCAAUCAGACCACAGUCUACAUCCCAUUCGAUGAUUCUGACGAUGCGAAUACCAAUGGAGUACCACCAUCCCUGUUCCCCGAGCGAGAUUUUCACCAAGGAUGUCAACUUCGCUUUCAAACGUGUAAGGCAGCCUGGGGCAAAUGUUUGAAGAGGAUGCAGGAACUCAUUCACUCACUGCACGCGCCGGUCGUGGAGAGUGUUGUCGAGCAAGUUAAGAAGUCUUAUACGGAUGAGCUUCCGGGGCUACCGUACCCCGAGUUGCCUGUCAUAUCUGUCACAUCAUCCAGCACGUCAUCUUCUCUCUUUGACGAGAUUUCCUUCCGACUAGAGGAAAGCACAGACGAGCUUUUCGAUGACUUAAAUGAUCAUUUCGUGACACACGUCUUUCCAAGUGAUUGCGCAACUAUCACAGGAACUAUGAAGACAAUUGUGACAGGUUUUGUAUCCCGAUCUCCUACCGGAGGACAAGACAUAAAGCGCAAACCAUCUACCUCCCUGGCAGCAUAUGAUAUCGCUCUCCUUGAGGCAUGGUAUCGAGCCGUAUGCGAUGCGCGAGACGAUCGUCACCACAGGUCACGUCUGGUGGUUGUAAUGCAUGACUUCGAACAACUAGAGCCUCAGGUGGUUCAAGACAUGUUUGAAAUUUGCAGCUCACACAUCCCAUGCUUACCGCUGGUGUUUAUCCUCGCGCUAGCUUCGCCCCCUUCCCCGUCUUAUAUUCGUGCUACAUACCCUCACUCUAUGCUGGCAUUGCUGCGAGUGAGAGACUGCCCUUUCCCGCUAGCUGAAAAAUCACUGCACGACAUUUUAUUGGAGACAUUUUUUGAUCCUGUGUUUGAGCCAGAUAUCAUGAUUGGCCCGACAACCAUCGACUUUGUAGUCGAGUUUUUUACUCGUCACACUUCGUCACUUGACGGUCUAUUAUCCGUACUUCAAUUGGCUCACAUGAAACAUUUUGAAGAGCCCCUCAGCGUUCUCGUUCCUGCUCAAGCGUUAGGACGGUCCAAGGAUGCUUCAAGGCUGCUCCUUACGCCUGACGCUUUCCCCUUCCUCGAUGCCCUUUUUGCUCGGGUGCACAGAUCGGCGCUUAUUGCGCCUGUAGAACAUGCUACGAGUUGGCGAGAUGCCACUGUCGAUUUACUCCUAUCUUCUGUGGAGACUGCACGCGAUACUUUCCGAAUGCGCGCCAAGCUGCUCCGUGUAGCAUUUCGGCUUGUGCUCCUUGUCCGCCGAUUUAUGCUGGUGCAUGGGCAUAAGAUCGUUCAGAGCGACCAAGCGAUGCCUGAUUUGAUGUGUCUGGCGUUGCGAGGCCGUCUGGGCAGUGUAUACGGUCAUCUGUGUUCUAUAGUCAGGAAUCUUCCCGCAGCGCAACUUGAGGACUUUGUGCAAGAAGUACAUAAUUUCUUCGAGAAUGUUCCUGAGGACGUAAAAGCGGAGGAAGGCGAAGUCAUUUCGCGCGUAGAAACAGCAUAUAAGAUGUUCUGUCGGGAAGAAAACGCCCGGGACAUAUCCAAUCCGCUCGGAAACUGGUUGUCAGAGUAUUUCAAGUUACGCAUAGUUGCACUGGAAGAUGCUCCGUUAUGGGACAUCUGGUACACCGGCUCGACGCCAUUUCCGUCCGAGUUAAUCAAUCCAUCGCCUUGCGCAUCCAUCCUCGCGGGAUUGAUCCAUCCCCAAGACUACGUGCCUGCCGAACAACGGAAUGGAGAUGACGAAGAUGACGACCUGCCCGACAUAAGUAUUCUUUUCAAGGGCUACCUGGAAAGCGCAAAGAUGAUCAAUGUCUAUGACUGGUUUCAGUCAUUCAUGGUCUUCUUGGAAGGCCGGAAGCGGCGUGUUGAAAAGACCCAUAUUCCUGAUGGUGCGAAUGGAACCUCUAGGACGCCAUCGAGGAAGAAGGGAAAACAAAAGCAGGUAGAGGAUGAGGUCGUUGGUGAGGACGCGGGAGAAGAUGAAGAGGAAUGGCUCGUGGAGGUACAAGCACGGUUCAUCCGCGCCCUUCAGGAGCUAGAUUACCUCGGAUUCAUCAAGCAUACUGGGAGAAAAGUAGACCAUGUCAUGCGGACUGUUUUCGACUCUCCGGAGUAAUCGAACGGGUACUAUUGUUUGCGUGUGAAAAAUAGAUGUCAUGUCAUUUCAUGGGUGGGCCUUGUUUGUCACCGUCCGU